CUGAAGCAACUCAUACAAUCUUUCCAGGUUUUUAUCAAGGUUUUAGCUUGGCAACAUCUAAAUGAACAUGUAAUAAUCGUAAAAGAAUCCGACAUACAAUGUGGAAGGCCUCUAUUAAAAACCUAUAGGAUCCUAUAGGAUUACUUUUGUGAGAAGAUGCUGGAGAUUCUUGGACCCAAACCCGAUUUGCCUGAGGCAAAUGCAGAUGACACAAAUACAGACGUGUCCAAUAGGAAGCUGGCGAAAUUAUACAAGGUGUCUAAUGCCAGUGGGGAUAUGGGCAUGGAUAUGGUAUCAUCGGAGAACCCGUUUUCACAGAAUUCCCUGGAGUCAAGUGACUGCUUUAUCUUGGACAAUGGCCCCAAUGGCAUGAUCUUUGUCUGGAAAGGUAAGGACGCUAACAAAGAGGAGAGAAGUGCGGUGAUGAGUGCUGCCGAACAGUUUAUCACAAAGAUGGGUUACCCGAAACACACCCAGGUCCAGAUCCUACCUGAGAAUGGGGAGACCCCUCUGUUCAAGCAGUUCUUCAAAAUCUGCCGUGAUGCGGACCAUACAGUGGGGUUGGGAACCGCCUACGUAUCCAACAAAAUCGSCAAGAUCAAGAAGGUGCMCUUCGAUGCCUCCACUCUCCAUCACUCGGACGCCAUGGCGGCUCAGCAUGGGAUGGUGGACGAGGGGAAUGGAGAGAAGCAGAUCUGGCGUAUUGAGGGCGCUGACAAGGUGCCUGUGGAGCCCUCCACUUAUGGACGAUUCUAUGGGGGAGAUAGCUACAUCAUCCUCUACAACUACCAGCAUGGAGGCCGUAACGGACAGGUCAUCUACAUAUGGCAAGGAGUGGAUUCUAGCCAGAUGAUUGGCGCCUCGGCCAUCUUGGCUGCUCAGCUGGAUGACGAGUUGGGAGGAGGGGCAGUACAGGUGCGGGUUAUCCAGGGUAAGGAGCCCGCCCACCUCAUGAGUCUUUUCAGGGGGCAGCCGAUGGUAGUGCACCAGGGUGGUACCUCCAGAGAGGGUGGCCAGGCCCAGGCUGCAGACACACAGCUGUUCCAGGUGCGGUCCAACCCUGCUGGCUGCACACGUGCCAUAGAGGUUGAUGCUGCUGCCUCAAAUCUGAACUCCAACGAURUCUUUGUGCUGGUGACCCCGGCACCCUCCUUCAUAUGGGUGGGAAAGGGGACAAUUGACAGUGAGAAACAUGGAGCUCAAAAGCUAAGUGACCUUCWAGGGGCCUCAGAGCUGGCCGAGGGUGAAGAAGCAGAUGACUUUUGGGAUGCUCUGGGAGGUAAAGCAGACUACCGUACCUCAGCCAGACUGAAAAACAAAAUGGACGUUCAUCCACCACACCUGUUUGCCUGCUCCAACAAAACUGGCCAGUUUGUUAUUGAAGAGGUGCCUGGGGAGAUGACACAAGAAGAUCUGGUCCCAGAUGAUGUCAUGCUCUUGGACACCUGGGAACAGAUCUUUGUUUGGAUCGGAGGUGAAGCUCAUGAGGAGGAGAAGACAGAGGGUAUAGCCUCAGCUGUUCGUUACAUAGAGACAGACCCUACCAAGCGGGACGGCAGUACGCCCAUAGUGAAGUUAAAGCAAGGUCAUGAGCCUCCCACGUUCACUGGCUGGUUCUUGGGCUGGGACCAUGGGUACUGGAGCAGUGAUCCCCUUGAACAGACCAUGGCUGGUCUGCAUGUCUGAACCACUCCAGGGUGAGGUUUCCCCUAGUGGCAACUUCACCCAAAGCCUUUUACCUUUGACUCAUUUGUGCAAUA
Salvelinus sp. IW2-2015 is the source of this 1760-nucleotide messenger RNA. Its product is annotated as gelsolin-like. Gene Ontology annotation, cellular component: actin cytoskeleton; cytoplasm. The record is from RefSeq and is a predicted model, not a curated record. Gene Ontology annotation, molecular function: actin filament binding; phosphatidylinositol-4,5-bisphosphate binding. Gene Ontology annotation, biological process: actin polymerization or depolymerization; cell projection assembly; actin filament severing. NCBI's taxonomy places the organism in Eukaryota, Metazoa, Chordata, Actinopteri, Salmoniformes, Salmonidae.